AUAGCCUGAGAUCCGCAAGUUUAGUGUUGAGGACCCGAGCAGGAGGGCGACAGAGCGGAGCAGCAGAGCCGAGAGGAGCGCACAGUGUUGCCGAAUACAUGAGACGGUGUGUCCCGGUGUCGGAAAAUUAUCACCCAACACUCAGGGAUUUACAUUUACAACCAGACAAGUGGCUGCUGCAGGUUGAAACUGUCUCUUGGCCUUUCUGUGAGAGGAGCGACUCAGACACGACGUUAACAGGAGCGGCCGGCUGCAGCCUAGCUGAAGAUGUCUGAUAAUGGGGAGGUCGAGGACAAGCCCCCAGCUCCGCCCAUGAGGAACACCAGCACCAUGAUUGGCUCCUGCAACAAGGACCCCGCCCCCCUCAACCACGGAUCCAAGCCCCUCCCGCCGAACCCGGAGGACAAGAAGAAGAAAGACCGCUCGAUCCGAUUCAUCCUGACCGGAGGAGGCGAUAAGACCUAUAAGAAGAAGGAGCGCCCAGAGAUUUCUUUGCCGUCUGAUUUUGAACACACCAUCCAUGUCGGCUUUGAUGCUGUUACUGGGGAGUUUACUGGCAUGCCGGAGCAGUGGGCUCGUCUCCUGCAGACAUCGAACAUCACCAAGUUAGAGCAGAAGAAGAAUCCUCAGGCGGUCCUCGACGUUUUAAAGUUCUACGACUCAAAAGAGACGGCCAACAGCCAGAAAUACAUGAGCUUCACAGAUAAAAGUGCAGAUGCCUACAGCUCCUCCACCACAGCGCAGAGCUCCAAGGCCGUUUCCGAGACGCCCGCCAUACCCACCGUAUCUGAGGACGAAGACGAAGACGAGGCCGAGCCCCCGCCGGUGAUCGCGCCCCGACCAGAACACACCAAAUCAAUAUACACUCGCUCAGUGAUCGAGCCCCUCCCUCCUCCCCCGACCAAAGAUGCCGCGACCUCCCCCAUCACCCUGCCGACGACCACCUCCACCGCUGCUGCCGCCGCUUCUUCUGCCUCUGCCGCCGCCGCCGCCGUCACCCCCGCCCCUCCUGCUGAAGGCGCUCCCAGCAGCCCUCCCAGCGCGAGCCCCGCCCCCGGGCCUUCUCUGCCCCGCCCCCAGGACAAAACCAGGAAGAAGAAGAUGUCGGACGAGGAGAUCCUGGAGAAACUACGGACGAUCGUAAGCGUUGGAGACCCGAAGAAGAAAUAUACACGCUUUGAGAAGAUCGGACAGGGGGCGUCUGGGACGGUUUACACAGCUAUCGACAUCGCUACAGGACAGGAGGUCGCCAUUAAACAGAUGAACCUGCAGCAGCAGCCCAAGAAGGAACUGAUCAUCAACGAGAUCCUGGUGAUGAGGGAAAACAAGAACCCCAAUAUAGUCAACUACCUGGACAGUUACCUGGUGGGUGACGAGCUGUGGGUGGUGAUGGAGUACCUGGCCGGAGGUUCGUUGACUGACGUCGUCACGGAAACCUGCAUGGACGAAGCCCAGAUAGCUGCAGUGUGCAGAGAGUGUCUGCAGGCGUUGGAGUUCCUCCACUCGAACCAGGUCAUCCAUCGAGACAUCAAGAGCGACAACAUCCUGCUGGGAAUGGACGGCUCCGUCAAACUCACUGACUUUGGGUUUUGCGCUCAGAUCACUCCAGAGCAGAGUAAACGCAGCACCAUGGUCGGGACUCCCUAUUGGAUGGCUCCGGAGGUCGUGACCCGUAAAGCCUACGGCCCCAAAGUGGACAUCUGGUCUCUGGGCAUCAUGGCCAUAGAGAUGGUGGAGGGAGAGCCGCCGUACCUGAACGAAAACCCUCUCAGGGCGCUGUAUCUCAUCGCAACCAACGGGACGCCGGAGCUGCAGAACCCGGAGAAACUGUCGACGACAUUCAGAGACUUCUUGAACCGAUGUCUGGAGAUGGACGUGGAGAAGAGAGGAUCCGCUAAAGAGCUGCUGCAGCAUCAGUUCCUGAAGAUGGCGAAGCCUCUCUCCAGUCUGACUCCUCUCAUCGUGGCUGCCAAGGAGGCGGCCAAGAACAACCGCUAGCGAAGAAAACCUUGCACUCGAUCGUUUUAUCUGUCUAUCCCUCCCUCUCUCCGUCUGCCAUCCCUCCUUCUUCUUCUCUCUGUCUCUUUUUCGGGAGAUGGGAGGGCAUCUGGCUGCCCUACAGUCUUUCUCUCCCUUCUUCUUUUUAUCUUCUGCAACCUGCACCGACUGCCCCCCCC
Messenger RNA from Thunnus maccoyii (southern bluefin tuna), 2177 nucleotides. RefSeq names its product p21 protein (Cdc42/Rac)-activated kinase 1 (gene pak1). Bases 268 to 1998 code for a protein of 576 amino acids. The record is from RefSeq and is a predicted model, not a curated record. The transcript has 16 exons. Gene Ontology annotation, cellular component: cytoplasm. Lineage: Eukaryota; Metazoa; Chordata; Actinopteri; Scombriformes; Scombridae. Gene Ontology annotation, molecular function: protein serine/threonine kinase activity; ATP binding. Gene Ontology annotation, biological process: protein phosphorylation; regulation of MAPK cascade; regulation of axonogenesis.